Messenger RNA from Malassezia vespertilionis, 876 nucleotides. RefSeq lists its product as uncharacterized. The transcript has 3 exons. NCBI's taxonomy places the organism in Eukaryota, Fungi, Basidiomycota, Malasseziomycetes, Malasseziales, Malasseziaceae. Bases 1 to 876 code for a protein of 291 amino acids. The record is from RefSeq and is a predicted model, not a curated record.
AUGACUGGAAUGUGGUGCUCCGAAGACAAAUCCAUGUUUCAUGCCAUGGCAAAAUUUCUCUCCACAUCCAACCCAGGAUGCGCUGUCGCAUUGGUCAACUACAGGCUGACCACGCCGGAGACACCUGAUAUCAACUUCCCGGAUCACAUCUUGGAUGUCUACAGUGCAUUGACGUUUUUGGCGCAAAAUAAGCAAAACGCGCCGUACGAUGCGGUCAAUAUGGUCUUGGCGGGCCACUCUGUCGGCGCCUGGAUGCUGCUCGCUGCAAUGAUGCAGUCAGAUCCUGCUUCAACAAAGCGUGCGCUCCAAAUUCCAGUUCUAGAUGCCCAUGUUCGCGCUUGUUUUCGCACUUUAAUCCUUGUCGAUGGCAUUUACGAUAUCGCGGAAUCACUGAAAGAAUACCCAGGUUAUGCAGACUACUACACAAAAGCGAUUCUGCAAAAGGGGCUGGAAGCUUCAGUAUUUAUGGGCCUUGGUUGCAAUGCGUGGAUAUGGGCGGAGCAAGCUAUGCGAACAAACGUGAUUUUGCUGCAUUCUCCAGAGGACGAGUUGCUGAGCUACGCGCAGCCGUGCAUUCUUCUUCAGCGCCUUGCACACCUGGGAGCGACAGAGCAGCACAGCGUCACAAUACCUGCACCUGUGCAGAUGCACAAUCCGCAAAACCAGAUAGCGUGUUGGUACGCCGGAAAACGUACAGGAAGUGACGCUGCGCUCGUCGCGCAAAUCUAUGGUCCGCAAGUACAUGGCGUGCCUGGACGAGUUCAGGUAGAUCUGACAAGCCUCUCGGGCACACAUGAUGGCGCGUUGCACACCGAGGUUUUUUGGACGGUACUGCAGCGCAUCGCUGCCCAAGAUUCAAUCCAUGAGGCGUUAUAG